UGGCUGAUGGUGCAGCUCGGCGCGGGCUCCGCGGCGUUUGUGGUGCACGUGGAUGUCCGGCGAGCCGAGCGGCCCCUGAGGCACUUUUGGAGGAGUACAGGCUUUUGCCCUCCUUUACCUCACAGCUCUGCUGACCUAUUUGACCUAAGCAAAGAUCAAGAGAUGAACCUUGCAUACAUUUCUUCUGUUCCUCAUGAUGGCAUUGAACAAGUUCGAAUUCACUGGUUACUGGAAUUGAUUACUGUCAGACCAGACAAAGCUCUCUUCAGUAGAAGACCUCUGCUGAUGGUUACCCCAUAUGCUGCCUUUCAUUUCCUGAUCAGGACUAUGAUGUACCGAUGGAGAAUGAUGAAUGAGAAACUUUACUACAAUUUUACUGCCUUGGAUAACCUUAUGGAUCGUCUGUGGGAAAACAAGCUUACUCCAGGAUUUGAAUUGAUGGGCAAUCCAUCAGGAUAUUUUCUAAAUUUUGAAGAUAAAGAGCAAGUAGUAAGAUGGAGAAACUUAGUUACACUUCUGGCCAGCAGAUACAUAGAUAGAUACGGAUUGGAGCAUGUUGCUAAAUGGAAUUUUGAAACUUGGAAUGAACCAGAUCACCAUGACUUCGACAAUGUGUCUAUGACAGUGAAAGGGUUUCUCAACUAUUAUGAUGCCUGCUCAGAAGGAUUAAGAGCAGCUAGUAGUCUACUAAAAUUUGGAGGACCUGGGGACUCCUUCCACCCCUUUCCCAAGUCACCCAUAUGCUGGAGUCUUCUGUGUCAUUGCUACAAUGGAACCAACUUUUUCACAGGAGAGACUGGUGUAAGGUUGGACUACAUCUCUCUUCAUAAGAAGGGAGGUGGGCGUUCUCUCUACAUCUUGCAACAAGAAGUGGAAGCAGUUGAACAAAUACAGAAGUUAUUUCCAAAUUUUGCUUCCAUUCCCAUAUACAACGAUGAAGCAGAUCCAAUGGUUGGAUGGUCUAUUCCACAACUGUGGCGAGCUGAUGUGACAUAUGCAGCUAUGGUUGUAAAGGUAAUCAUCCAGCAUCAAAACUUACUGAUUUCCAAAGCCAACAACACCAUUAACUAUAGACUGUUGAGUAAUGACAAUGCCUUCAUGAGCUACUACCCCCAUUACUUCACACAGCGGACUCUGACAGCACGUUUUCAGAUGAACAAUACAAAGCCACCUCACGUCCAGAUGGUGCGGAAACCAGUGCUGACUGUCAUGGGCUUGCUGGCACUGCUAGGAGAAAAGCAGAUUUUUGCGGAAGUAAACAGCGGUGAAGGUGAAAGCACUGAAAACAGCACCUUUGGUGUCCUGGCAUCUGUGCACACCCCAAGUAAGCUUCAGCCCUCAGACAGUUGGCAAGCUACUCUGCUGAUGUAUUCAAGUGAGGAUAACAGGACUUCAUCCAAUGUCAGCACCAUCACAGUGAACGCCACCCACUUCCCCAAACUUAGAGAGCCAGUGUAUGUGAUGUAUUACCUGGACAACAACCAAACCAAUCCCUAUCUGAAGUGGAAAAAAGUAGGAAGCCCUGACUUUCCUUCCCCAGAACAGUUCCAGCAAAUAAGGGACGCUGAGGACCCAGUGGUAACAGGUCCCUUGCCUUUUCCUGAAAGUGGCACCUUGACACUGAAGCAAGACUUCCCUAUUCCGUCAGUCUUUUUGAUCCACAUCUGUUCAAGACCCAGUUCGGUUCCUGAUCAAGUGACCGGUGUUCGUUUCAUCCCUCUCACAAAGGGACAGGUUAUUGUGCUGUGGGACGAUGGCUGUGUAAAUUCAAAGUGUAUAAAGACAUUUGAAGUUGAGUUCUCACCAAAUGGAAAAGUCUACAACCGUAUUAAUGCCAAAGACACAAUAUUCACUCUGUAUGUCUACAGUCCAGGAAGCUCAGUCUCCGGCUUUUACAGGGUGCAUGCCAUUGACUACUGGGGAAAAGCAGGCCUGUCCUCUGUUCCUGUGGAGUAUGUUGAAGCUCUCAAGUGACUCUGAAGAGUGGUGCCUGGUUUGUUGACGGAGUGAUGUAUUCUUCCUGCAGAUGACAACUCCCCAGAAAAGUAAACUCCUCCCAAUCUACAGGGGGAGUAUAGAAAGGACCUGAUGAAGCAAGUUAGGAACGCAAGUCAGAAGCAACUGCCUCUAUUAACUCUUCAGAGAUCAAAGACAGUGUUAUCAAAAAACCACUGCUGACAACAGUUAUAGGACUGGCAUUCAGUUUGGUAGCUAGAAAUUAUUGUUUGCUAUUUUACACCAAUCUGAUAUGCAGAACAGACAGAUAUUCAUGAAGGUCACAAACUGCAGCAGGAGCAAUGCCAUCACUUUACUAUAUGGGCGAGGAUGGCAGUAAAGGCACAAGGAGGACCUGUCUGAGAGUGAGCUGCCUGCUUCAGCUGCCUGACUGUAUCUUGACGUAAAGAGUGAUAGAAGAGCAGAUGGCAACCAGACUUGCACAUACAGAUCAUGAAGUGGAAGGUCCUGUCUUUCCCAUCAGUUAAAUACAUGCUCCUGAGGGUUGUUUCAGAGCACUUCCACUCUUCUUAGGUGCAGGAGGUUCUUCUCCCUCUUACAAAGGGAGUUCCUGCCUGUAGACUGCAUUGCGCCUGCUGCUUGCUGCCUUUGCGUAAGUCACCUCCUUGCCUUUGUGGAGGUCUUUGUGUUUGUACAGAACCAUGAGUUACUGCCUCUUUAGGGUGAAGAUUCUAGCUCCAAAAGUGUCUCUUCCUCUCCAUUCCACUCUUACCUAAUCUCGCUUUAUACAGCCCUUCAGGUAACAUCUCUCCCCAGCAUGCUUCCCUUCUGGAGUUUCAUGCUUAGACUGUAAAGGAGCUGAGGCUUGGCUUUGGAUUCCCAGGAAAGUUAAAAUGCUGGUUAAAGCCUUUUGUGUUAUAGCAUAAUGCACAGUUACAUUUAACAGAGGGCUACAGCUGACAACCAGCUAGGAAACUAAUCAAGAGCAGUUUGAGUCUCCAUAUUUCAGAAACCACAUGCUCAAGUGUGUUAUUGCUCCAGAUAAUGAGCUACGGAACACCUCUGGCUGUCCUUGCAAAUGCCAAACACUUUAUGCAACAACAAAGUUCCUUGAAAUUGCAGGGGUGUUUUUUCUACUCACCCCUCUUCACAGCAGCACAGUUUGAGCAGUGCCUUUAAAAUGCUUGUAGAGGGAAAGAUAUUGCCAGUGAAAACAGCUGGAAUGUUUUCCAUUAGAGGAGCAACUUUGUCACACAAACAUCUCCCCUGCUGCUCUCUUUGCUGACAUCAGACACCUCACCAGCCUCACAACGAAGCCUGCAUUUUUGAUGAAACGCAGACAAAAAAAAAAAAAAAGUUUGCACAGCAGGAGAUAGCUGAACUGUCUAAAAUGGCUGCGUAUUUACAGCAUGGGAAAGAAACAUACAGAAUGUCAGUAUUCAAUGACACUUUCUAGUUAUUUGUUCAAGUGCUUAUACUAAAAGCUAGCCUUAAAAAAUUUGACCUCAGAAUUCAGGGGAAAUAUUUCUUACCUCACUGAAGUUUGACUGAGGAGUGAUUGUUGCAUCCAAAUCUGCCAAUUCCUUACUUGUAAAGACUUGUACACAACAAGAAAAAAAACAUCAGAGUCUUCUUAGUUGGUAAUUAUACCAGUUUCAGAAAAGCGUCAGUGAGAAGUCCUACCAGAAUGGGGAUAGUAAAAAUACAUUUUAACAUUGUUACAACUACAUCCAAGUGAAGAAUCCAAAAAUGAAGAUAAGUAGAUCCACUAGAUAAGAUACAGAGUUUGCCAGUAUGAGGUGGAACCACUGAGACACAUUUAAGACACAUUUAAGUAUGAAUAGUGCAUCUGAAAUGGGAAUAAUAUAAAAGCAUGAGAGGACAGUUAGGAUGCCAUAUUUAUGUAGUCUUACUAUGAUUUCCCUGCGUGGGCAGCUACUGCAUGUAGUAGUAGUUUUCAAUUCAAGGACUAUACAAUAGUUAUAAAAAUAAUAUUUGCAAAAGCAGACCUAAGAAUAUUGUAGAUGCAGGUAGAAUCUAUUCUGUCAGGAUCAACUUCAGCCACUUUGAAGUCACCAGCAACCUCUUUUAGGUCUCCUACAUUAAUCAUCCAAAGUGUGGAUGGUGCUUUUUCAAGUAUUCACUGGCACUGGCAACUGUGCAUGGAAAACAGCUGACCAAAAAUGGUGCACUAACUGUUCAGAAACAAGUUUUACAUACUCAGCAAGAUUUAUUUAUUUUUCUACUUCUUCUUUGUUGCUUUAGUAUAAACUUACUCCUUUAAGCAAUGAGCAAAUCCAAAAAUCUGUAAUAGAGGAUAGAAAGUUUCUAGACUAGAAUUUGUUCCCAGCAAGGUAUGAACUUGCUGCUCUGGUCUUUUCUGUAUUUCAGUGACUACAAAAUCUGCUACUUACAACUUGAAACUUGAGUUCUCUAUGACUGUUUGCCACUGACUGUCUCAUGGGGCUUCUAACAUUGCUUGCUUAGUCGUUCAUUUCUACCAUCUCCUCCUUUACUGGGACAGCGGUCAGCUUUCUCCAGUGCUUUAAGGUUUCAUAAGUGCUGGAUGUGCAUAAAUGAUAAGUGGGGAGUAGCAGGUGCUCGGUGGUUUUUGUAGCUUCUGAGCCAAAGCAGCACUGCAGAGUUCUCAGAUAAGUCAUCUUCUGGCUAAGCAAUAGAAAUAAGAAAAUCUAACUGCAACCUCAAGAUAAGAUGGUGUGCUUUUCAAGAGGCAAAAGCUUCUGAGAUUGUUUUGCAACUGUUUGUUAAAAUGAAUACAAAGGAAAAAUCAAGGGGAUAUUUUAUAUUGUUUAAUUGUGUAUAUACUGGAUUUGUUACCAUCUUUUGUGCUGCACAAUAAAACAUCUCUGUUUUAGCAAGUAUGAAUCCUGCUAAAACAAGGUGCAAUCACUGUG
This is a messenger RNA of Centrocercus urophasianus (Greater sage-grouse), 4871 nucleotides long. It is a transcript of the gene IDUA, whose product is annotated as alpha-L-iduronidase. Gene Ontology annotation, biological process: carbohydrate metabolic process. The coding region runs from base 7 to 1974 and encodes 655 amino acids. The transcript is spliced from 15 exons. Lineage: Eukaryota; Metazoa; Chordata; Aves; Galliformes; Phasianidae. Gene Ontology annotation, molecular function: L-iduronidase activity. The record is from RefSeq and is a predicted model, not a curated record.